This is a messenger RNA of Cyprinodon tularosa, 1839 nucleotides long. RefSeq names its product cholesterol 25-hydroxylase like 1, tandem duplicate 1 (gene ch25hl1.1). The transcript has a single exon. The record is from RefSeq and is a predicted model, not a curated record. Gene Ontology annotation, molecular function: iron ion binding; steroid hydroxylase activity; C-4 methylsterol oxidase activity. Lineage: Eukaryota; Metazoa; Chordata; Actinopteri; Cyprinodontiformes; Cyprinodontidae. Gene Ontology annotation, biological process: cholesterol metabolic process; sterol biosynthetic process. The coding region runs from base 29 to 856 and encodes 275 amino acids.
AUUAGCAGCGGCAGCCGUCAAAUGAAAGAUGCUGAAUAUCAGCAGACUCUCCCUGAGCCCCCCUCACUCCUGGGCAUCAUACAAUCUGCUGCAGCCACUCUGGGAUCAUUUGCUUCAUCACCACAUGUCUCUUGUCUCAUCUCCCUUUUUUCCAGUCAUCCUUGCUUUCUCCAGCUACAUUUUCUUCAGUUUCCCUUUUGCUGUGCUGGACCUUUUGGGGGAGAGGCUCCCUUUAUUCCACAAGUACAAGAUCCAGCCAGAGAAGAGGCCAACACUGGGAAUGAUGGCCAAGAGCUUCAUGACAUGUCUGUAUAACCACGUUUUCUUUGUUUUACCAGCUGUUAUAAUUGGCAUGUUCAUACUUCCAACACCAACCCUGCCGCAAGAUGCUCCCACAUUAUAUCAGGUUUUUACUGAGGGACUGGCUGUUCUGCUCCUCUUUGACACCCAGUACUUCAUAUGGCACUUUUUGCAUCACAAGAACCCCCAGCUUUACCGCUGGGUGCAUGCAGUUCACCACGAAUACAAGGCACCGUUCUCCUGGUCCACAGAGCAGCUCAGCAUCCCAGAACUGAUGACUGUGGGCUUCUGGAGCAACCUGGACCCAAUUCUUUUGAAGUGUCACCCACUGAGCACAUGGUGCAUUACAGUUCUCAGCAUCGGGAUGUCUGUGGAAGACCACAUAGGCUACGACCUGCCUUGGACCCUCAACCACCUGGUGCCUUUUGGUCUGCUGGGUGGAGCCCCAGCUCACGACAUGCACCAUCAGAAGCCGAGCAGCAACUAUGCUCCUUUUUUCAGCCACUGGGAUCGGAUCUUUGGCACUGCUGUCGGUCUGAAGAAAAACAAUGUUUAACACAGACAAUAACCAACACAACUCUGUAAAUACCUUAUCUUUUUAUAGAUAACUGAUAUUUGUUAAAUCUUUUAGGUUUAUAUUCAUUCAUAUUACAUUAAACUUGUGAAAAUAUUUUAAGGUGGUUAACUUUUUGUUCAAUGAAGCGGAGACAUAAGAACUUUUUUUUUUCAAACCUCAUUGUUAUUGUACAUUGCAGAAUAUUUAUGUCUAGAGGAGGAAUAGUGAAAUUUGCUCCUAUUUCUGACAUAUAAAAACUCACAUUCAGUGGGAACUUUACUCAACUAGGUCUACUUAUGAAUCCUAUUGGUUAAAGAUUCCUGAACCAAAGAACUUCUUUAAAUUUAAAUGGAUGUGGUGCCACAUAUUUACAUCCAUUAUGAGGGGCAUAAUAAAUAAAUAAAUACGCCAAUUCAAGUUUUGACAAAAAAUUACAGGGCAAAUGAAUAUAGCUACCGCUGCUGUUACACAGCCAUCCUUCUAACACACUGAAAGCACAAGACACUCAAUGGUAACAUUUCACGUAGAUGGAUCAAAAGGAAAAAGCUGUCGAUUUCUAUUUGCACAUCUUUCUCUCCAAACACCAGACAUCAUUUAGUCAUUGGUUUUUGGGCAACUCUUGUCGGUCCAUCGUAGUCUUGAUUUAGUCCAGAAAUAGAUAAUUGGGCUGUUUGUUCGGUCUGAUUUUGUCCCAUUUUAAUCCUUUUCAACGUUCUGAAAAGUACGGCUUUUCACCUUUCGCUUCUCAACCAAAUCUAGAUGUUGCUCGGACCCAUAUCAUGACGAUUUUUGAACCAAUUUUUGCUAGAUUGCUGGAUUUUGUUUGAUCCAAAUUCCUGUGUCCUUUCAUCCUCUCCUUUCUGCUCCUCAGCCUGCGGCCUGUUUCUGAUACGAUAGUUAUAGAUUCAGGAAGUCACAGAGAAAAGUUCAUUUUGACAGAGUAACACUACAACAUUGAUCUGAACAUUUUAUUUGAUUACUAG